AUGAACUCACUGACGAAAUUCGAAGAUCUAUCGGAUGAAAUUAUUAUUUCAAUAAUCGAAUAUUUAUCAUUAGAAGAUUCAAUUUCAAUAUUUAAGGACUUGAAUGCUCGCUUAACAUGUAUAAUGUUCGAUCAUCCAUGGACACACCAUCGGCUUAAUAUUCAAAUCAUCGAUGACAAAACUCUUCAGAGUAAACUUGAUUUUAUUGAAACUAUGAAAUUAGUCACAAGAGUUUCAUCAAUUAAAAUUCGUCCGUUUAGUAUUUAUCGUAGCAUUCAAACAUUCAAUCAAUACAAACCAUUGCAUAAUUUUACCAAUCUACAAACUCUAUCGUUGAAUAAUAUUACUCUUGAAGAAGCCGAAAGUAUAUUCACCACAGAAUGUUUAUCCCAAUUAGUUCAUCUAACGCGUCUGUUCAUCAAAUUCUCGUUUGGCAUUGAACAAAAUAAUUAUUGUUCGCGAUUUGAAUGUCUUAUUUCAAAGAUUCUCAUUCAUUCAUCUCUGCAAUAUGUUACUAUUCAUUCUGCUCGACCUCUUGAGUUUACACUAUUACAAUUACCAUCUUCGAUAGUAUAUCUCAAAAUUGAUUACUGCAGUUUACAAAGCUUGUAUAGGCUGUUCGAAUUUACGCCUUGUCUUCGUCAUCUAACAGCCACGAUUGUUAUAGAGAAUGAAUCAAACAAUCAACAAUUAUCAAUCCCUUCGUCGCUUACUUCGCUUACACUAAUAGGAAAUAUUCCUAUUUUCGAUGAUCUGAUUGAUUUCUUACGAAAUUUUUCCAAUUUACAACAAUUAAAUAUUGUUUCAUUUUCAAUUAUUGAACCACUAACUGAUACAUCAUUUUGGUUUGAAUUCAUUGCAGAAUAUUUACCUUCGUUGACUAAAUUUAAACGAGAAUCGAAUGUAGCUGCGGCAAAUAUUGCUGCAUAUAUAGAAUCAUUUCAUUGGCCGAAUCGAUGGCAAUUGAGAGAGACAAGUGUUCCGAACGGUUCAAAUUGUUCUCGCAUUACAAUUGUUAAUACUAGAUAUUGA
This is a messenger RNA of Rotaria socialis, 1032 nucleotides long. Lineage: Eukaryota; Metazoa; Rotifera; Eurotatoria; Philodinida; Philodinidae. The record is from the annotation of a GenBank genome assembly.